AAAAGACCUAUAUAUUAAAAAUAUAUAAAUUGGAGGCGAGUGCUCGUGAUUUGGGGUGGGCUUUGUGACGUCACCGUUACAGACGCAUGUUUGCGGAAGUGAUCAGAGGACGAAGGUUGUGCAGGCGUGAUGGAGGUGCGAAGGAAAUUAUUGAACUCAGUUGAUAAGUGUGUGGACGAGGCUCUGGAGGGUCUCGUGAGGAGUAACGGGGAUCUGGUGCUGCUGCGGGGGCACAGAGUUGUGCUGCGGUCAGAUCUGGAGAGCAUUAAGGGAAAGGUAGCGCUCCUGUCCGGAGGAGGAUCUGGCCAUGAACCCGCACAUGCAGGUUACAUUGGCAUGGGGAUGCUGUCUGGAGCUGUGGCGGGAGCUGUAUUCGCGUCCCCUCCUCCAGGCAGUGUGCUGGCUGCCAUUCUGACUCUGUGGAAGGGAGGCGCUUCAGGAGUCCUGCUCAUCGUGAAGAACUACACGGGUGACCGUCUAAACUUUGGCAUAGCUGUUGAACAGGCCAGAUCACAGGGCCUCCAGGUGGACAUGGUGAUUGUGGCCGAUGACUGCGCCUUCGCUCAGCCCAGCAAGGCCGGCAGGAGAGGCAUUUGUGGAACUGUGUUCAUUCAUAAGCUAGCUGGAGCUCUGGCAGAGAAAGGCUGUCCUUUGGAUGAAAUUGUUGCAUGGGUGAACAAAGCAACAAAAAAUAUUGGCACAAUGGGUGUUAGUCUGUCUCCAUGCAGUGUGCCCGGAUGCCUUCCAACUUUCCAGCUUCCACCAGGAGAGAUGGAGCUGGGACUGGGGAUCCAUGGAGAACCCGGUAUUAAGAGAUCAAAAGUGGCCUCAGCUGAUGAAGUUGUGAAAACUAUAAUAAGUCACAUGACUGAUUCCUCGAGCAAAUCACAUCUGUCCCUGAAGUCAGGAGACAAGGUGGUGCUGUGCGUGAAUAAUCUUGGUGGUCUCUCAUGUUUGGAAAUGGCUGUAGUUUCCAAAGCAGCUGUACAUUGCCUAGAGGAGCGUGGUGUGCUGGUUGUCAGGGUGAUGUCGGGAUCAUUCAUGACAUCACUGGAGAUGGCGGGAAUGUCUCUUUCUUUAAUGAAGGUUGAUGAAGAGGUGCUCAGACUGUUUGAUGCUAAAACCACAGCCCCAGCCUGGCCAAACCUCAGCCCGACCUCUGUGAGUGGGAGGAACCUGUUCAUGGAACCUGCAGAAAAACUUGCCGCAGCUUCAGAUAAAUAUAAUGACGGCUCGCUUUCCUCCGUCAUUCGCCUGGUUUUGGAGUCGGUGUGCAAGAUCCUCCUGCAGCGCCAAGAGGAACUCAAUGCUUUGGACCGCGCAGCAGGGGAUGGAGAUUGUGGGAGCACACAUGCUCUUGCAGCUAAUGCCAUUCAGGAGUGGCUCCAGACCAGUAGAAUCCCUGGCAACCUUGGCCAGCUUCUUGCAGAUCUGGCUCUGUUGGUCCAGGAUAGGAUGGGAGGAUCAUCAGGGGCGUUAUAUUGCUUGUUUUUGUCCGCGGCUGCCCCUCAUCUCAAACAAAACUGUGAUGGUGCUGCUUGGGCCAAGGCAUUGCAUGCUGGGACAGAGGCCAUGAAGAGAUAUGGAGGUGCUGAACCAGGAGAUCGGACCAUGCUUGAUGCCCUAUGCCCUGCUGUGGAGGAGUUGAUGAAACUUUCCACAGCACCUCCUGAUGGUCACAUGGCUAUACUACAAGCAGCAGUGGAGAAAGCAGAUUUAGGAGCGGAAUCUACCCGCAGUCUCACUGCAAGGGCUGGACGUGCCAGUUACGUUGCAUCUGAACAUCAGACCCAGCCUGACCCCGGUGCCGUGGCAGUAGCCGCCAUUCUGAAGGCCAUACUCCAUUCUUUGAAGGAAGAGAGUUAAAGAAGCUUUUUAAACUACCCUAUUAUGCUAUUUUAAAGGUUCCUAAUUUCCUAAUUUUGUUUUGGAGGUCUCCUACAAUAGAUUUACAUGCAUCCAAGGUUAAAAAAAAAAAAAAAAAAAAACUUUAAUUUUCUUAUAAUAUACAUUGCACAUGACCUAAUUUCUCAAAGAGGAUUCUCUCUCUCUAAACCCCUCCAACCCCUCUUCUGAUUGGUCAGAUGGUCCAGUCUGUUGUGAUUGGUCUACGGCUUACAGAGAGGGUGUCAGAAACUAAAUGCCAAUUACCAUAUCUAAAUUUCAGCUGCGGAGGCUUCCUCAGCACUUGAUAAACAGCGAUACGAACGAUGGCGUCAUUUUUUCCAUAUAAAUUCCAGCGUGAGUCCUCAUCCUUUUGAAGUGCAGCAAAGUAGAUUCACAGAACCGAAAACAAUGUCUUCUCGACAUGACGACAACAUGAACCAAACUUUUCCAGGCCUCAGCUACAACUACAGUAUUUGAGGGUCAAAGUAGAUGUUCGCUGGCAGCCAGUGAAGACCAUAUGCUGGCAUUACAUUGUUACAUAGGUUUGUAACAGGAAGUGAGACUGUAAUUGCUGAUGACGCAUUUCUGCAGUUCAGAAUCGAUUCUUUAUUUUAGGAGACAAUAACUUUAUUUGUCGUGCACUUUGAUCUUUAAAACUUUGCAGACCUUUACAUUCACAAACAGCUGUAGUACACAUUACAUGAAAGGUAAUAUUCAAAAAAGCAUAAUAGGGGCACUUUAAGGAACAGUAAAGCAAAAGGUUAUAAACAAAACACAAGAGUUUGCUAGCAAUGAUUUUUGCAGAUCUUUAAGAUGCUGUUUGAUUUUUAAAAACAUUAAAAUACUUUAUGUAUAUAUACUGGGUCAAUCAUUUGUGUGGGUUUGGUCCAAGAAACCCGUUUAAAACGAGUCAUAAUUUGUGUAUUGCAAUUUGGUGCCACUAACUUCAGCUUUAAUGAAAAUAAUGGAAAUACUGAAUAAAUAAUUAAUCAAUACACUGCCAAUAACAAAACAAUAAAAGUGACUAAGACCAAACAUUGUUAAAAUGAGAGGGCUUUGAAUUUGAAUUGUUCUUGUUUACUGUUGUAAACAAUUAUGCUAAUUUCAGUAUUGUAAAAUGAAUAAAUGUAACUAAUAAAAACUGCUAUAUUUUAA
This is a messenger RNA of Megalobrama amblycephala (Wuchang bream), 3042 nucleotides long. RefSeq names its product triokinase/FMN cyclase (gene tkfc). Gene Ontology annotation, biological process: glycerol catabolic process. NCBI's taxonomy places the organism in Eukaryota, Metazoa, Chordata, Actinopteri, Cypriniformes, Xenocyprididae. Gene Ontology annotation, cellular component: cytosol. The transcript is spliced from 16 exons. Gene Ontology annotation, molecular function: ATP binding; glycerone kinase activity. Bases 130 to 1866 code for a protein of 578 amino acids. The record is from RefSeq and is a predicted model, not a curated record.